AUGACCUUUAAAGGUCGAUAUACAAAAUCAAUAGAAAAUUAUAAGUUAACAGUACCACACAGGCUCUCUCCAGAAGGAGAGUUCCUGUCAUUUUCUUUGCCACAACAUUUCUCGCACAAACCUACCAGAAAACGACGAAAGAGGAGUCUGGAAGACCCAGACUUGGUACAUUACGGUGUUUCUAUAGACGGGCAGGACUACCACAUAGAGCUAUGGCCCAACCACGACUUCGUAUCCCCAAAUUUGGUAUUCGAAAAUAGGGAUCCUACCCUAAAAGUACAAGAGAGGAAAGUGAGGUCUUUAGGCGAUAGAAAACUGUGUCAUUAUACGGGAAGAGUCCGAGGACAUGCAAACUCGCGAGCUGCCAUAUCCACAUGCUCGGGUUUGGCAGGAUACAUUAUGUUGGACAACGUAAGGUACUUUAUAGAGCCCAUGGACGAGCAUGAGCCUAAUGAACACGGUCAUCAUUUGCACCUGGUCCACGAACCCUCUCCAGAAAUGCAGAAGUACGAAGGGCGUACUUGUGGCACCAAGGAUAACUGGGAGGAGGCGUGGAAGGACAGCUUCAGGGACAAGCUGAUGAGAGAAGGCAAGUUGGAAAAGAGGGGUACGGCAAGUGAGCACAGGUACCUGGAAUUAUUGAUAGUUUCUGAUAAGAAGUUUAUAGACCACCAUAAGAACAAGGAUGUAGAGCUCUACGUCAUGACCAUUCUGAAUAUGGUCUCCGAUUUCUAUCACGACGGCAGCAGUGGUAACUUAAUGGACGUCGUCAUCGUCAGAAUGAUGUUCUUGGAGAAAGAAGAGGCGGAGAUCGACCUAGAGAUCAGUCCAGCCGCGGAGCAAACGUUAGACAGUUUCUGUAAGUGGCAGGUCAAGAUUAAUCCACCUGAGGAUAGUCCGUUACACCAUGAUAUCGCUGUUUUGUUGACCAGGUACGACAUAUGCUCCUCGGACGAGACCGGCUGCGGUCUGAUGGGUCUGGCCUACGUCGCAACAGCGUGCAGAGACGACAAGCACUGCGCCAUCAAUGAGGACGGAGGAAUAAACCUGGGCAUCGUCGUGACUCACGAGGUGGGCCAUGUAAUGGGAUGCUCGCACGACAAGGAAGGCGAUUCCACUUGUGUGGCCCAGGAUCCAGCUGAUGAGUCGUUCUACGUCAUGGCACCCUACGUUCACAUUUACACGACUAAAUGGUCUACGUGCAGCAGGGGAUUCAUAACUGCUAUGUUCGAGAACGGUUUGGGUGAUUGCUUGAACGACGAGCCACAACCGAGUCAAUAUAAGUUCAAGAACGUCUUACCUGGGGUGGUUUACGAUGCCGAGGCACAAUGUCAGUUUAAUAAUCCUGGAGCCACCAAGUGUAAAACAAGUGAAAAUGACUUUUGCAAGAUGCUCUGGUGCAAACCGACUCCAGAUGCGGGUUCCUGCGUAGGCAAUCAAGAACCUCCUGCAGAUGGCACCAAAUGCGGCGAAAAUAGGUGGUGUUUCCAUGGUAAGUGCGUGCAAAUAGGGGAACGUCCUUCUGCCAUCAACGGAGGUUGGGGCGAGUGGGGUCCUUAUUCCAAGUGCUCGAGGUCUUGUGGUGGAGGAGUCUCUACAUCUGAGCGAGACUGUACCAACCCAGUACCACAGUUCUUGGGCAAGUUCUGUCUGGGGGAGAGAAAGAAGAUCAAGCUUUGUAACACAACUCCUUGCCCAACUAAUACGCCUACCUUUAGAGAAGUCCAGUGCACGAAACAGAACAAGAAACCAUUCAAUGGCCAGCUUCAUACAUGGAAAGUGUACAGUGAUGCAAAGGAGCCUUGCGCCCUCUAUUGUGUGAACGAGCAACGAACUUACUCCAAGCUGAAAGAUGCAGUUGAAAACGGGACUCCUUGCAAGGCAGGAACGAAGGAUAUGUGUAUUGAUGGCGUAUGUAGAAAAGUCGGAUGCGACUACCAGUUUGACUCAGAGGCAGUAGAGGAUGCUUGCGGUAUUUGCAAUGGCGAUGGUACUCAAUGCAAAAUCGUGGAAGAAGUUUACAAAGAAGUGGCAGUCGACUACAAAAAGGUGGUCACUAUACCAGCAGGAAGUAGGAAUGUUCGAAUUGAUGAGCUUGGGACUUCAACGAAUACCCUUGCUAUUUCCGACAAAACAGAAAAGAAAUUCUUUCUCAAUGGGGAUCAUAAUGAGGAACAAGAUGGUGAGAAGAAAAUAGGGGGUGCCAUAGGAAUUUAUUCUCAUCCUGAAGCAGGCAAAGAGGCUCUUGUUAUCAGUGGACCCCUUGCUGAGGAUAUUAACUUCUUCAUUGUGUUCUACAAACCAGAAAAUGUAGGUUAUCGUUACAAGUACGCGGAACCUAGCACGGACGUAAGCUACACGCCGCACUACCAGUGGGAGCUGUUGGAAUGGUCCGACUGUUCAGCAAAAUGCGGUGGUGGUGAACAAACCGCCAAAUACGACUGUGUGGAAGACAAAGCGGGCAAGGUGAGCGGCAACUUUUGCAUGGGGAUGGAAAAGCCGGAAUCUUCCACGAAGAAGUGCAACGAGGAUCCAUGCAAGACCAAGUGGAAAGUGGGGAAGUGGAGUAAGUGCCGUGCCUGUAAGAACCGUUCUGGUGUGAGGAUGCGAGAAGUUGUGUGCGUCAAAGAGUCGCCUAGGGCAGGUGCCGAGGAUAUCCUUGAAGAAGAUAAGAAAUGCAAGGAGCCCAAGCCCGGCACCAUGGAGUUGUGUGACUCACACACGAAGUGCAAAACACGAGACGUCGGCGAGAGGGAUGACGUUCCAAGCAUCGAUAUACCUAGCGCUUUGAUGGAGGACGUCUGGUCGCAGAUUAGUAGAAGAACUAGAGGAAAUCAGGAAGCGGACCUGGACAAUCUAGUUAACCAACUCAACUCUAACUGUUCCAUCAGCGACGCAACUGGCAAGAACAAGACCAAGAACGCUACAAUUCACUUCAACGUCGGCGCUAUUAUUCAGGACAGGAUACCCGCCGAAGAAAUCAAGCUAAUUCGGGCGCCUCUGAGGAAAUCUCACACCGCAUUCAACUUAUCGGACCAGGCAUACGAAUCUAUGGGAGAUACAGUUGAGGACGUGCUGGAUACUAGCCAUGCAGAGAUAAUUACAGGAAAUAAAGCCGCGAAGCUGAUGAAGGAGAUGGAACACAGGCUCGAUAACGAGACGGGGAACGCGGAAGAACAACCGAAAAAAGAGACGACGAAGAAAACGGCAAGCAAAGGACAUAAAAAGGGUCACGGAGCCCAUAAGGAGCGAAAACAAUCGCACUGAUGUAUUUAACAAAGGAUGUAAUCCUGCCGGAUUUGCAAAGAAGAAAGUUUAUUCGGUACAGCUCCGUGAGAGGCAAGUUGUAUAGGUGUAGGAGUCAUAUUGUAAUUAAUUUUAAUAAACCAUUGAAAUCUACAUUCAA
Messenger RNA from Anoplophora glabripennis (Asian longhorned beetle), 3406 nucleotides. Its product is annotated as A disintegrin and metalloproteinase with thrombospondin motifs 12-like. The transcript has 17 exons. The coding region runs from base 1 to 3267 and encodes 1088 amino acids. Gene Ontology annotation, molecular function: metalloendopeptidase activity. Gene Ontology annotation, biological process: extracellular matrix organization; proteolysis. Lineage: Eukaryota; Metazoa; Arthropoda; Insecta; Coleoptera; Cerambycidae. The record is from RefSeq and is a predicted model, not a curated record. Gene Ontology annotation, cellular component: extracellular matrix.